Molecule: messenger RNA, 489 nt
Organism: Didymella exigua CBS 183.55
Lineage: Eukaryota; Fungi; Ascomycota; Dothideomycetes; Pleosporales; Didymellaceae
Exons: 1
Coding region: 139-399 (86 amino acids)
Source: RefSeq, a predicted model, not a curated record
GCUAUUCAGCACCAUCUUCCUCUUCAAUGCUACUUUUUCACGGGUUAAGACAUACAGAUUGACAGGCGGUCAUCUCCGCUUCGCCUCGGUGUUGCAGCCGUACGGGUACCUGUGUAAUUGAGGAAGGCGAUACCGCAGAUGUUUGGUUCUCCGUGGGCCUGUAACACCGCGAGCAACCCACCAACAAACAAACGGCCUGACACUGACAACGAGACGGAGCUCUAUCUAAAAUCGAUUGAAGACUAUACAGCGACCUCGAAACAGUACGUCGUUGCCUCAAACGCCAAGCAGUCACCGCUAUUGACCAAAAAUGCAAUGCAUCCUACAUAUACGGUCUCAACACGAUCAGAAAAUGAUCACCUCUUGGCCGUUUUCCACUGCGUACAGGGAGACGGGUAAUCUUGCUUUAUACGCAAUUGCGACACCACGCACGCUUGUGCUGAGUACUAAUCCAUCACGGAGUAUACAAGAGGAUGCACGGCAUCACAA